CAAAUAAAGUAAAGUAAUAUAGUAUAUGUCCAUAAGUAUUGCAAAGCUUUUUGAAGUUCAAGGCAUCACAAGAUGGAGCCAGAUAUGGAGAAUUUGAUUCCGUCCAAAGGAAUUCUCAAGAACGAGGAACUCAAAAAGUACAUCUUUGAAACGUCGGCAUAUCCAAGAGAGCAUGAAGAGCUAAAAAAGUUACGAGAAGCUACGGUUCACAAGUAUGGCAAUUUAAGCGAGAUGGAGGUACCGGUUGAUGAGGGACACUUCUUAUCGAUGCUUUUAAAAAUGAUGAACGCCAAGAAUACGCUUGAACUUGGUGUUUUCACUGGCUACUCGUUGCUCACGACGGCCCUCGCAUUGCCUGAAGAUGGCCGUAUUACUGCAAUAGACAUUGACAAAGAAGCUUACGAGAUGGGUCUAGAGUUCAUCAAGAAUGCAGGUGUUGAUCACAAAAUCAACUUCAUCCAAUCUGAUGGUCUUCAGGCCUUAGACAAGUUGCUGAGCGAGAAUCCUAAACCGGAGUUUGAUUUCGCAUUUGUGGACGCUGAUAAACCAAAUUAUGUUAACGCACUCGAGAGACUAAUGAAGCUAGUGAAGGUAGGUGGAAUAAUAGCUUUUGACAACACAUUGUGGUUUGGUUUUGUGGCUGAGGAAGAGGAAACUGUGCCAGUGCACAUGAGGGUUAACAGAAAAGCCCUCAUGGAGUUGAACAAGCGGCUCGCUUCUGAUCCUCGCAUCGAGGUCUCGCAAGUCUCCAUUGGUGAUGGUGUCACUCUCUGCAGACGCCUUGUGUGAUUAAAGAGACUCAUCAAACGUUCUUGGUUUUUUACUUAAAUCAAGUUUUAAGAAUCUUUCAUGUUUUCUUGUCUCUUUAAUCAAGUUCUUGUUCAUUUCGUGUGUGUUGGAUUAUGCUAAAGAAUAAAGAUUUGUUCCUUUUUUC
This is a messenger RNA of Brassica oleracea var. oleracea, 934 nucleotides long. Its product is annotated as putative caffeoyl-CoA O-methyltransferase At1g67980. The transcript is spliced from 5 exons. Gene Ontology annotation, molecular function: O-methyltransferase activity; S-adenosylmethionine-dependent methyltransferase activity. The record is from RefSeq and is a predicted model, not a curated record. Lineage: Eukaryota; Viridiplantae; Streptophyta; Magnoliopsida; Brassicales; Brassicaceae. The coding region runs from base 73 to 789 and encodes 238 amino acids.